AUGCCUAAAAGCUUAAGCGAUGAUUUGGAAGAAGGUGAAAUAUGUGACGAUGAGGAAAUUGUUAUUAAACAAUCUAAUAUUGCCGAAUAUUCGAAUAAAGCAAUCAGUGAACGAACAAAUUUGACAGCGGAGUGCUUCCAAUCCUCAUAUCUUGUCGGUAGUGGAUCACUGUGUUCGAACAACAAUUUAGAAAUUCCUUAUAAAUCGGUUGUAUCUUCCGAAAUAAAUGAUGAUUAUCUACAAGUGAAUAGUGAUGAGGAAGAAAAGAAAGCAGAGGAAGACAAAUGUGAAGAUUUUCUUUGUUAUGAAGUGGAUGAGGAAGAUAACGAGGAGUGUUUUCUGCAUCACAAGAUAAUGGAUAUGGAUGAGUCGGAAGACGAAUUAAAGGUUACAAAUUUCCAAGAUGAAUUGGUGGAGUAUCAGUCCAAUUCAGACGACGAAUUGGAUUACGAUGAUAAGGAUAAUAGUGAUUUUUCCGACGAAAUUGUUUGCAGUGAAGGAAUUAUUGCAGCAAACGAAUUCCACUCAAAGAUGGCAGCAUUGGCUAUGGACACGGAAGGUGGAAUAGAUAGGAAUGUGACAGCAAAUGAAGAUGAAAUGCGAACAAAUUUAACGGAAGAAGUGCCAGUUGACGACAGCUGGAUUUUCCAUUCAUUAGAUGAAACACCAAGGAUAGUUGUGCGGGGUAAUGAGACAAUGGACUCAUGUAUGCUACCAGAAUCAGAGGGGAUUUUAAAAGAGCAGCAAGCAGAAAUGGAUCUUUCCAAAUUCGAAGUUAUGAUUGAUGUAACCGUGCCUGGACAUCUAAAUUGCGCCGAUACUGAAACAAUGGAUGUUGUAAGGGAUGAAAAGCCGAUGUUGUAUGAAGGAUCAAAUAUUUAUGCAAAACAAAUCGUUGAAUUAGAGAGGAAAUUUGCCGAAGAGAAAGAAAAUUAUGUGCGCAAUAUGUAUUCUCUACUGGUAACAGCGCGUGCACAAAUUGAAACUCUCAAGAAGGAAAAUAAGAAGCUUGAAAUGAAAUUGCAAGGAAACUGUGCGAUGAGUUGUCCUAAAUGCAAACAUCAGAUAUGCAUAAGAAAUAAUUCACUGAAACCAAAAUAUAUCAAAGUACUGAGAGGACGUUUUGCAAUCGAAAUGUUGUUCGAUAAUUUGGCAAAAAUGGAGGAAUGGCUCGCAGCGAAUUAUCUAGAUGUUAAUCCGGAUGAAUUACCGGUAGUGCUGGAGUUGCCGCGGAAACCGACACUUACUUCUACAAACAGUCUUCUUGCUCCCAAAACAAACUCAUUUAAUAAUCGUCGAAAUACGGAUAAAGUCGCCCCGACCUCAUCAACUGUUUCCCAGAAUCCAGGGAGCGUACAUCCAGUAGCAACGCGACAAAAUAUGGAAUUAGCUAGAGCUUCUAGCAAUUUCAGUAAACAUUAUGCGAAGCAACAUGAAAAGUUAAAUCAUAUGACACGAGAUGAAAAGGAGCAAGAGAGGGUCAAUUCGAGUACUCCAUACGAUUCUUGUGGUAAACGGGAAAAACGAUCACAUGCAAGAAAACGAUCAGGGUCGGAUAAAUACGAAGAGCAACAGCGUAAUCGUAUCCUGUCGACGUAUCCAUCACCUGAUAGAUCGUUUGACCAUGAUCAGCGGCAGCGUUCCAGCUUUUCUAAGUCACGCAGUCACCAUAGAUCACGUCUGAAUACGAAGUUAAACGUUACGAACUGCAUGACAUCCACGUCAGAUCGCAAACUGACAGACCGGAAAGAUCAACCUACAACAAUAAAUAAUUUUGGGAAUCGAUUUGAAUCCCGAAGUCCUUCUAGAGAGUAUUGUAGACGACCAGUUAAGUCGCCGGUGUGUAACAGACCAGUUAAAAAAAGUUCUUAUCAGAAUUGUCGGAAUUAUUCAAGAUCAAAUCGAACAGGAAGAAGCGUGGAACAAAAACGGAUAUGA
Molecule: messenger RNA, 1938 nt
Organism: Loa loa (African eye worm)
Lineage: Eukaryota; Metazoa; Nematoda; Chromadorea; Rhabditida; Onchocercidae
Exons: 7
Coding region: 1-1938 (645 amino acids)
Source: RefSeq, a predicted model, not a curated record